UUAUGUCAAUGGAAUUUCUAUUAACUGCCAAAACUCUUCUGUCUCUCUCUUCUUUGUCUUCUACCGUCAUCCGCAUAAUUUCUUCUAGCAUACUCAAUUUACACUGUUCAUUAGCAUUUUGAAAUAACGGCUUAAUUUGCAUAUUCUCCAUAACGAAAACUAUUUAUAGCAAGCAAAAGACAAGUGGUUUUUGCUACAUUAAUAAAUUAAAAUUUAUUAUAAAACUGUCAACUAAAGGCGUCAGUUAUUGUGGUUAUCGAGUAUAUAAUAUAUUGUGCCCACCAACAGAUAUUGAAUAGACAGACAGAUUGUCAGGCAGUUUUGCUGACCGAUACUGACGAGAAAGCACAUGAUAGUAUGUGUGUGUGUGAAUAAAAAAUUCUGUGUGUUUGGAAAUAUUAUAUUAUAUGUAAAUGUAUGUAUGCAUAUUUCGCCAUUUCUAACAUUAAUUAUAAACAUGAUUGACAUACUAUCAGAGACAAAAGUUAUUGUUUGCCAUACAUCGACAUUCGCGAAAGCGAUUCCAUUCACGCAAUUUCCACUGCCUGUUUUACUCAUACAUACCCAUAUGAAAAAUGUUUACAUGUAUAUGGUUUCAUAUUCACCGCUCCUACUCGAACUUGCACAUUCCAAGCUUAGCUCGGGCACUAAUCAUCCUUCUUUGUCGCCAUUUAUUAUGCAGAAGCAAAUUCUAAAGCUCAGCCACAACUCAGGCUUUGGCAAAAUUCGUUGAAUAAUAAUAAAAUGUUUUUUUUUCCAAACUCUUCGUUUUAUUUUAAUUUUUUUUUGCAUGAGCGAUUUUGAAACCUGUCUUUUUUUUCCUACAAUAUAGUAUUUUUUUAUUUAUCGACACGCUUAGGACUUUUUAGUUUUUAAUUUCAUUUCUGCCCAUUGCAUAUUUGUUAAGAUGCUAAAUAGAAUAGAAUUUACUUUAAAUUUAUAUUAUAUAUAAUAUAAUAUUUAGCCGAGCUGGUUUUUCCAUAUUUAUAGCGUGGAUAACAUAUUUGACAAUCGGUAUAUUCUUUAAGCUUCCGAAGGUAUGAUAAAUUUUUCUUUUGACAUAGAGCGAUAAAUUAUCUAAUGAUGAUUUAAAUUUUUGAUAUUUUUUCUAUUGGUCUCUUAUCUCAAGUCAACGUUACCAGAAGAAUAUUUUCUUAGAAAGAGUUCGCUACAGUUCUACCAAAACCAGCUGAAUAAUGUGUAUUCCAUAACUGGAAGGAAAAACAUUUAAGUCUAUCGGUGAUCAAUCGCGCUUAUUGUUCGAGUGAAACUCGAUCGUAAAAUAAAGAAACAAAAUUAUUGGUUUGUUGCAUCCCCAAAGGGAACGCAUUAUCUCUCUAGUUACUCAGCACACUUCUUCAGCGCCUAUGUAAAUAUGCAGGUUCGGCAUGAAACACUGCAGAACACAAGAGACUAUGCUUCGCAAUAGAAAUGUUAUCUACAAAUAAUAUACAAAAUUUAAAGCAUUUCGUCUGUCGAGGUACUAUUCGUGUAUAAUAAACUGUUCUAAAUUCUAACAUAAAAAUUUAGUAAUUAAUACGAAUGAUGGUCUCUCCUGACGUAGGCUUGUGAAAAUUGCAUCUAAUGAAAACUUGUUUAUGGUUUUUGGUAACACUGAUUCUAUCUUGCCACAUUGCCUCCGCGAUUAAACUUCCUUUUCUUAUUUUUUCUUUAUUAUCUUUUAGUAAUAAAUCUCGGUCGUUUAGUAACCUUGUCUAGAUAUGAAAUGCUGAUUAAAAAUCAUGUUUCGUUAUUUAUAUGUAUUGAUAACCCACCGAAACUCAGUCUCACCUAGAAACAACACAAUCAACAUGUUUACGCACGCACCCCCUUUCAUAUACAUACACAUACAUAUACACUAUUUAAUAUUUUAAAAUAGGUAGCUGAAUCAAGUGCCGUACUGUUCCACUUAAUAUGUAUUUUUGUUUUUGUUUUCUUACAAUUAGCGAUAGCGUUUACUUAAACAACGGUAUGUACGAGUUUUUGUUUUUAACAAUGAGAUCAUUCGCCCUAAUAAAGCUCACGGCUGGAUGUGCGUGACUGACGUGAUCGGGAAUUGUUUGAUUGGUUUGCUUUAAUCAGCACAGAAUGGUUUGGUCGGUAAUCAGAACCUGUUAUUGUUAAUUUUUAUAUCCUGAACAGAGUGUCUCUAUAUUUACCCGAACUAGAGCCUUGGGUUUUGAGAUAGCGAUCUGAAAUUUUUCACAUUUCCUUUUCCUCCCUGCUCAUUUGUCGGAAUCGUCGAUAUCGGAGCACCAGCUGCCAUACAAACUGACCAAUCAAAAUCAAGCUCUUGUACAGAAAUUUUAUUUAUAUAACUAGAUGUCUUCAAGAAAUUCUGCAUAUAUUAUUGUCCAAGACAGCACUAAAAUCUCCGGACAAGUUGUUCUGAUCGGACCCAUAUAGCAUAUAACUGCCAUACAAACUGACCGAUCAAAAACAAGAUAAAAGAAAUAUAUAUAAUAAGAAAUGCAUCUCUUGUAAGAGGGGUAUAUAUUAUGGCUUCGGUAAAGUAGAAGAUAACGUUUUUUCUUGUUUAUAAAACAAAAACGAUACAAAAACGAUACAAAAAUUUGACGAAUUAUGUCUGAAUCGCUUUUUAAUCGAAUAACAGUCGACUAAAAUGUUAAGAUAAAAUUGCCUUCAAAGUUAAUGUAAAUUAAAUUAUAAAUUUAACAAAAUAAUUAAAACAGUUUGAAAACAAUAACACAUUUUUAACGAAAAUUUUAUUUUCCUUAAAUGUUAAGUCAUGUUAUUUUUUUGGUCGAGUUGCUUCUCCUUUUUGUUGCAAUGUCUUAAUAUUCUUCGAAAAUAUGAAGAGCACUUGAUUCAUUGCAGAAAUAAGCUUGGAACUUAAUCAUUGUGUACCAAGAGGGGCCUUUCUACAGAAAAGCAGUGUUUUUUUGUUGGUCUAGAGCUGAGAUCGAACCACAGAGUGGUAAUAUUGUAGCCCAGUUAAAGUUUCGUGAGAUUUCACCUUUAAGACCCAUCAAACCUCCCUGAGCUUUUCAGCAACAUUUUGAAAAGUUGUAUGCACUUUGUUGUAUAUAAUUAUUAUCAUUAAUGCAUAUACCUUACUAAACUUAUGUAUGCGUAUAUUUAGUAAAGUGAGAGAGUAAAUAAAAAUGGUUUGUCGCCUACCACCUUUGUUCUCAAGCGUCAAAAGCGAUUUCUCGAAGUGCUGAACAAAUUAAUUUAUAGUAAAAACAAAUAAUCGAUUUUGUCUCAAUCGAAUUGAUUUUAGUUGAGUAGAUGGUCUAUUUGAAUUUUUCAUUGGCUUCUAUUGAUGUAUAUGUAUAUACUUACAUAUAUAUAAGCUCAUUGCAUUUAACAUGUAUGCACACAUGAAUGUUCAAGUCCACCACUAUAUAUGUGACGCGACUUGCAAUGUCAGCAUGUUUUACAAGCUCGAAUUAUGUUGCGGUCGUUUACCAUAUACGGGCUCGCUUUUUUUGAAAAUAUAUACGUUUAUGUGUGUGGUUAUUCCAAUAUGGACUGCCGAAAAAGGUGUAGUCGACACAAAUCAUUUUGGUGAAAAAAAAAAUUAAGAGAAAUGCUAGAGUUCGCAAAGUAUGAAAAAGCAUAAUUGGCUAAGCCGACACCAUAUUUGGACAGCAUACUAAUAUACAUAUAUUAUAUAUUCAUAUACAUACAUACGUAUGUGCACUUACAACCUAUUUGGAGCAGUUGUGAUUCAUUUGAGGCAGAAGAGAAGAUUGUGAUCAAUCGAAUCUAAAUAUAAAUUAUACACAGCAGAGCGGACUGGUUGUAGAGUACAGUUAAAGGGUAAUAAAUAUACUUAGAUAGAUACUAUAUACUUGCACAGAUGUAUUUGCACUACCUCUGGGUGUGCCCCAAUAUGUGCUUUGCACAAUGUAAGCGAAAAUACAGCAACAAUCGCCAAUCUUAUCACAUUGAUAAGCGCAAUUUCCAAUGAUAAUGAUACAAGAAAUAGCAGUGAACAAAUUCUCGGUACUCGCCAUUUUAGUACACCAAUUAAUUGCGAAAAUUGUUUUAAAUUAUUGUACUUAAGUGCACAUACUAGUAAUUUUCUUGCCUCACAAGUGAUCUGCACAUCGAAUUCAUAGGAUCGUUAUUAACAUUUAAUUAGCGAAAAAUGUAUCAAAAUAAGAUUAACUCAAAAUACAGCGAAGAGUUGGCUCAAGAAUGUCUAGAAUGGAUCAAGAUUGUUACUGACGAACCAAUCAACACAGCCGGUGACAUGGAUAACUUCUUUGAAGUGUUGAAAGAUGGCGUUUUAUUGUGCAAAUUGGCCAACUCAUUGCAGCCGGGCUCAAUCAAGAAAGUCAACGAAAGCAAAAUGGCCUUCAAGUGCAUGGAGAAUAUUUCCGCUUUCCUGGCCUGUGCUAAAAACUUUGGCGUACCCACACAGGAGACCUUCCAGAGUGUUGAUCUUUGGGAACGACAAAACUUGAACUCUGUAGUCAUAUGCCUGCAAUCCUUAGGCCGUAAGGCACAUAACUUCGGCAAGCCAUCAAUUGGUCCCAAAGAAGCCGAUAAGAAUGUGCGCAACUUCUCCGAAGAACAAUUGCGUGCCGGUCAAAAUGUCAUCUCAUUGCAGUACGGCUCCAACAAGGGUGCCAAUCAGUCGGGCAUCAAUUUUGGCAACACUCGGCACAUGUAAAUGCUAUUUCUGUUGCACAGUAAAUAGUAUAGCGGGUGUGCGCGUGCGGUCGGUUAAACCAAUUCCAUUGGUACCUACAUGGACGGAUGUGGUUGCACGCAGCGUUAUAUAUUUAGCGGCAUUUUAAUAUUUAAGCAUUCCAUAAGUGUCCAAAUUUAUAAUAAAAAAAGACGCAAAACCCCAACAAACAACAAAUGUAUUCAAAAUUUUGCAUUCCAUUUAUUUUUUUAACUUUAUAAACUUAUAUUGAACGUAUUCUAAGCUCUAUCGUAAACUACAAAGAAGAAUUGUAAACUUUUUUUGUAAAAGAAUUUUUGAUUUUGUAACUUUAAACACUAUACUUAUAUUUAAUAACAAACUUUUUCUGAUUUGUACUAAAUCGGCACUUACAAAUACAGCAUAAAACGGGAAAGUAAUACAUUGUACCAAAGGCACAUGUGUAUGUAUGUAUGUAUGUACGUAACAUAUAAUUGCCUCGUUCGUGCCAUUAAGCAUUUAUAUUAAACAUAUUUAUUCUUCUACAUAAAUAUAUGUACAACAAAGGAAACUCUCUCUGUAAAUCUUUUACACUUAUGCAUAAAACAAGAUAAAUAUAUUUUUCGAAAAAAAAAUUAAAUUAUUUACAAUAAGAACUUUUUGGAAAAAUUGUAUGCCUUUAAAAUGUAAAUCGCAAGAUAGGAACCACCUGUAAAAAAUACUGUAACAAAAGUGUCUUCUCCCAUUUAAUUACCGAUAAACAUAUAUUAGAAAGUAUUUAUGAAUCAUAUACAAUAACACACACAGUUAUACGUAUUAGUAUACUGAUUUGAACUGUUAAUUCAUGUUGAAAUAAAAUUUAUUACAAAUAGUUA
Molecule: messenger RNA, 5496 nt
Organism: Bactrocera oleae (olive fruit fly)
Lineage: Eukaryota; Metazoa; Arthropoda; Insecta; Diptera; Tephritidae
Gene: Chd64
Product: calponin 3
Biological process (GO): actin filament organization
Cellular component (GO): actin cytoskeleton
Molecular function (GO): actin filament binding
Source: RefSeq, a predicted model, not a curated record